AUGCCAACACAACCAUCUACCAUCAACACCAAUAUCAAGAUCAAGACGACAGCUACCAAACAACCUUUACAUUCUCCAUCGUCCACUAUGAAGCUUUCAGUCACCCUCCUCAGCCUUGCUGCUGCACAUGUCUCCUGCAGCGCAGUCCAUCCCAGCGAUGCUGAGAAAGCUUGCUUUGAAACCCCGGAGAAUUGCCUCCAACACCCCACCGAGCUCGGUAUCAAGAGCUCUCUCUACGACUCCUCUCAGGGAGAGACAGAAUCUUCUGCAGACACCGCCAGUGAUGGCACGGGCCUUUCACCCCGGCAAGAUGACCGGGUCAUGUGUCCUCCAGGCAAAGGCCGUGGUCAAAACAUGGACUAUGACUACGGAUGUGACGAAGGGUGGUGUUGGAGAAACUGCCGCACCGGUCGCACCUUUCCCUUGGGUGCUAUAAGCAAGCCAUGGUGCUGGUUGAAAUAUGAGGCAGGAGUGGGAGGAUGGACCCCCUGUGGAAGAUGGCAAGAUUGCAAGUAUUCGUAUGACAAGAAGAACGCUAAGUGCGCCAAGAAGAAGAAGGGUUGUGGCGAGUGCGGCUGCGGCUGCUAA
This is a messenger RNA of Fusarium sp. VM40, 588 nucleotides long. The record is from the annotation of a GenBank genome assembly. Lineage: Eukaryota; Fungi; Ascomycota; Sordariomycetes; Hypocreales; Nectriaceae.